Paraglomus brasilianum is the source of this 1359-nucleotide messenger RNA. The record is from the annotation of a GenBank genome assembly. NCBI's taxonomy places the organism in Eukaryota, Fungi, Glomeromycota, Glomeromycetes, Paraglomerales, Paraglomeraceae.
AUGUUGCGCUCUACCCACAGAACCCCCCCAACUGUAACAGACUAUGAAAACUUGGGCUUACAUUCAGGCGCGGCUGCUGGCAAUCUCGGCCUAGUAAAAUUUGCUCUCGAUCACGGCCAACCAAUCGAUUCAGUUCUCAACGGCGUUCUUCCGAUACACGCUGCCUGCGUCAAUGGUAACGUCAAAGUAUUACAAUAUCUCAUCGAACAAGGGGCAAACGUAAACGCACCCCGUCAUCCUCGUCGUUCUAAUGGCGAAAAAAGCCGUGCUUCUGGCCAUCCCAUCGGCACCACUGGAUCCACUCCGCUCCACUUUGCCGCUGCCAAGGGCUGCCUCGAAAUCGUCGAGUUACUACUAAAACAUGGAGCUAUCGUCGAUGUAACCGAUAAAUACGGAUCAACGCCAAUAUCUGUAGCAUUAUCAAAGAAUCAUCUUGCCAUCGUAGAGAUACUGAAAGCAUAUAGCAUUAGACAGCAGGACGAAAAGGCACGACAAAGCGGAUUAGAGGGCGGGAAAUCAAAGCGACCAAAAGAAAAAUCAGCAAAACUUGUAAAAAAACUCAGACCCAUUCUAUAUGUAAGAGAACCUACAUCACCGACCUAUAUAUCAUUUCCCCGUCGACCAAGCCUGCCUGUACAGCUCGACCACCACCACAGAUUAACCAUUGGUCAGUCGAUACUCGAACGACAAUCAAUUCAUUCGUUCGAAACCAUCUCGCAACAAGAUAAUCUGUCUCGUGAAGAUCUAUCCAUUCGAGAAGACGACGACACAACUGUCGAUUAUUCCGACAAGCCAUCGAUAGAUAUGUCUAUCAAUUCGCUCGAUGACACUCGAGAAAACAGAAGACGCUCACCGACUCGAGAACUCUUCCGUCGCAGCUUUAACAUCAGUCGUCAAUUCAAAUCACCGUCUCUCACAUCUAUAACAUCCAAAGCAAGUUGGACACAAGAUCACCAAUCUAACCAUCGCCUAUCCAACUCUCUUCCCACACCAUAUUCCAACGUCUCAUCCAGCGAUUUGCCCAUGACUCCCCCUGAAUCGCCUGUCAGACUGUCCAUCGUCGCUGCCGAACAGCACGACGCUAUGGAUAUCAUAUCCGAGUCGGACAUACUCCCACCGUCUGCCUUUGUUCGGGAGGGUGAUGUAUCCGAUAGUAACGAACAAACGUCAUGGUGGGAACAGGGGGAGAAACCCGUUUUCGGAAGCAAGAGCACGCUAUCCGGAUCAUAUUCGACAAAAACCAAGGGACACACUCGAUCGAGUAGCAGUGGUUACUUUUGGACCAAGAAGGAAAACGAUGGAGAGCGUAAGAGUGUGCUCGGUAAACUGACUGAAUUUGUGCGGGGAGGAAAAACCUAG